Messenger RNA from Paramecium sonneborni, 1383 nucleotides. Lineage: Eukaryota; Ciliophora; Oligohymenophorea; Peniculida; Parameciidae. The record is from the annotation of a GenBank genome assembly.
AUGAUAGGACUCUCUAGAUUUAUUAGUUCAAUUACUUAGAGAUUAUAAAAAAAUACUAUUUCUUACAAUAUUGUACAUUCGAAUAAGGUUUAUGAGAUGAUAAUGGAUAAAAAAAAUAUAAGGGAAUUCGAAAUCUAUUUUGAUAAGAGAGUUAAGAUUUUGAGUAAUAUUAUACAUUCUAAUAUUUUAAACGAUAAAUUGAUAGAUGAAGCAAAACUGAAACAAUUGAUAUUAUAGAAUAAGACUUCAGAAUAUAUUGAAGAUUUGAUUAAGAAUAAGAAAUAUUUAAUAGCGUAUAAAUUUAUGAAUGCCUUAUAAUAUGAGAGUGUUUCUUAUUAGGUAAAUGUUUAGAAUAUAAAUGAGGAACUUAUUAAUUUAAUGAAUAAAAAAGACAUGAAGUUGUAAAGCAAGAUUAUUAAAGAGUAGCAUUUAGAUUUUAAGGAUAAUGAGAAGGUUUUGAAUUAUUUGUAUGAUGAAUCUUUAAGAUUUUUUAUUUUUGUAUUAAAAUAUUUAAUAUUAGAGAUCAGAAAUACCAAUUGAAAAAGUAGAAGAAUUAUUUUUAGGAGAUUCCACAAAAUUAUAAUUUUUGGUUGAGAAUUAUUUUAAAACAAAUUAAUAAGUGGCAAUUCAAAUAGCUAAAAGGAAUAAAAUUAAAGUGCAAAAUCCUAAUAUAUAAAAUAAGAUUAAUGAUUGUAUAGAUGUUACAUAAAAUACAUUAUUGUAAAAUGAUGAUUUCUGUAUGAUAUAUAUUACUAUUUGUAAGUACCAUCUGAGGUAAUAUUAAGAACAAAAAGGAUGGAUUAAUUGAUACUUUUAAGAGAUUUUGAUAUAUCUAGAGAAAAUGUAUAAAUGAUUGAGAAUGAAGAUUAAUUGAAUGAUGAAAUCUUGAAUGAAAUUUUAGAGGCUCCUUAAACUGGGAUUGAUACUGAAAGUUAUUAAGAACUACCUUAAACCAAAUUUUCAUCUAAAAGCAAGGUUUGCUUAUUUUAAAUAGCUUUACCAAAAAAGAUUUUUUUAUUAAACACUGUUAAAUUAUUACAGAGUUAGAAGUAUUAAUAAUUUCUAAUGAAAUAUGCAUUUAGUGAUACUUUAAAGAUUGGAUAAAAUAUAAGAUAGGAUUUUUAAUAAUUAUUAGGAUAGAUUGGAACUUAAAAUCUUGAAUUGAAGAAUUUUGUUGAGUUAUCAUAAUUAUUUUGGAUGAAAUUUCCAAAUGAGAAGAAAACAAAUUUAUCAUUUUAAUGUUUGAAGCUUUUUGGAAAAGAACUAGAUAAAGUAGAGUAAAUCUCAAAUUGGUAAUAGAGACCAUUAAGAAGUGCUUAGAUUCAUUAUGCAGCAUUGGAUGCAUUUAUUUGUUUAAAAUUAUAUAAUCACUAUAAAUAAUGA